This is a messenger RNA of Equus quagga, 3738 nucleotides long. It is a transcript of the gene ALKAL2, whose product is annotated as ALK and LTK ligand 2. The coding region runs from base 663 to 1121 and encodes 152 amino acids. Gene Ontology annotation, molecular function: receptor signaling protein tyrosine kinase activator activity; receptor tyrosine kinase binding. The transcript is spliced from 5 exons. Gene Ontology annotation, biological process: positive regulation of ERK1 and ERK2 cascade; positive regulation of ERK5 cascade. Lineage: Eukaryota; Metazoa; Chordata; Mammalia; Perissodactyla; Equidae. The record is from RefSeq and is a predicted model, not a curated record.
GCUCCUCUAGGAGGGAGAGGGGAGCGGGUCGGAGCCCCAGACGCGCCCUGCGGGUCUCUAAGGUUGGAGAAAGUUGUGCCGGUGGCCGCGCUGCCAAGUCAAGCGGACGUGCCGCUGCGAGGAAAGUUCGGAGGCAGGCGGCGGGGCGGGACGCGCGGAGCGGGGCGGGCGGCACAGAGGCUCCGCUCGCGGCGUCGCUGAGGUGGGACCUCGGGCGGGUCCUCGCGGAGACCGCGGCCCAGCCUCUUCCCGCCCGGCUGGGGACUGUGCAGGGCGCCCGUCCUGGGAGUCUGCGGGGGGUCCGCCGGAGUGGCGGGCGUUCUCGGGGGUCAGCGGAGGACCUCGGGGAUUCGUGGGUUCCUCAGGUGUCCUCGGGGGUCAGCAGAGGUCCUCGCGUAUUAGUGGGGUCCGCGAGGGUCCUCGGGGUCAGCAGCACUCCCCGGGACCCGCGGGGGCCCUGGGCGGUCCUCGGGGGUCCCCGGAGGUUCUCUGAGGCCGGGGCGCCCGGCCUGGCCGCCUCUGAGUGGGAGCGGCCUCUCCCCCGUCCCCCGCCCCCUCCGGCCCGCCCACUUUCUUCCCGUCCCCCCACCCCUGUCCCCGCAGCGAGCCGAGCUCCGAGCUCCGGGAGCGCGUGGGAUCCUCCAGCCGGCGGCGAGCGCACGAUGCGCGGACCCGGGCGCCCCCUUCUCCUGGGGCUGCUGCUCGUGCUGGGGGCGGCAGGGCCCGGCCGGGGGGUCGCGGAGCCCCGGGAGGCCGCGGACGGGCAGGCCCUGCUGCGGCUCAUCGUGGAGAUCGUCCAGGAGCUCAGGAAGUACCACUCGGGGGAGUCCAAGAGGCUGCAGCUCUGGGGCCCGCAGGACUACGCGCUGGGCCGCAGGGAGGUCGCGGACUACGGGGCGGACCCGGAGGAGCAGCGAGCGGAAAUUGUUCCUCGAGAUCUAAGGAUGAAGGACAAGUUUUUAAAACAUCUUACAGGUCCUCUUUAUUUCAGUCCAAAGUGCAGCAAACACUUUCACAGACUUUACCACAACACCAGAGACUGCACCAUCCCCGCAUACUAUAAACGAUGUGCCAGGCUUCUUACUCGGCUGGCUGUCAGUCCAGUGUGCAUGGACGGAUAAGCGAGCAGAGCCAGAGGAGCCCUGAGAAGUGCCUUGGAAACUGCAGGGACGCCCUACGAACAAGAGAUUUAUUUUUGCAGAAGACUCCCCCACUGCUCCUGAACUGGAGCUGCGUGUGCUGUCGACGCCGUCCGUGGUACGUACGGACUCAGCGAGUCGGUGCACCAGAUGGACUCGCGCUCGCUGCCGUGGAGGACAGAAGGGAGGCCACGGUGGGCGUGCUACUGAGCGCCGGGGGACAGACUUCACAUUCCUGAUUAGAUGAAACCACAGAGAAUAUUUCUUUAGAAACAGAAGCAGAAUCUGAAACUAUAUUUUCGUAAAGCAUAUGGUAUGAUUUAGUAUUUUUUAUUACUUUUACAAUUAAAUUCCCAGAGUAUUAUUUGCAACUGCAUGAAUAAAAAAAACCCUUCAGUUGUGUUUUGGAGACAGUGGAGUGUAAAUCUGUGAAAUAUCUAGGCCAGUUUCAUUUGUCCUUUGUAAUAAAUGUAAAAUAGUAUCCAGAUACUGUCAAUAUGUGAAUACUGUAAAUGAAGCACAAGAAAUAAACGAAGCCUUUGUUAUAACGAGGUCUCUGGUGACUCCUUCCUUCCUGACGAGUUCAUGAUUUGGAAGUCACGACUCACAAUCCGUGAGAUCAGGAUGCUGUGGAACGCCACAGGGCACAAUGUCACAGGGUACAACCUCACAGGGCACACCACCACAGGGCACAAUGACACAACGUCACAGGGUACAAUGCCACAGGGCACAACGUCACAGGGCACAUCACAGGGUACAACGUCACAGGGCACAAUGACACGGCACAAUGUCACAGGGUACAAUGCCACAGGGUACAUCACAGGGCACAACUUCACAGGGAACGACAAAGGGCACAAUGCCACAGGACAUGACACGUCACAGGGCACAACACCACAGGGCACAGUGUCACAGGGCACGCCACAGGGCAUGGGAGGCUGCCAGUCCUUAGGGACGGUGGAUCGGCCACUGUGUUAGUGACAUGGCUUCUCAGCGUGGAAGCCCACUCGGGUGGGAAUGUUUCAGAUGAGGCUCAUCCUAUUUCCUGUGCGGUAUGAAGCAAAGAGGAAUCUUGAAGCUGCCACGCAGCUCUCGACAAAUCUGACUGGAUCCCACCUAAAAGGACAAGUGGAUUCAGCCCAGUCUCCUCACGGGGCCGCUAGUCUGGGUGCAGCCAGAGCGCAAGGCUGACAGGAGUCCGAGGAUCUGUGUUUGAGGUAAACGUGCAAAAGUGAAGGGACACCAUCCACUUAGGAGCUGAGGAACAGAGGAGUGAGGUGGCUGCUCUGCUGAAGGACCAGGGGCCUUGCCUUCUCCAGGGCUGGCUCUUAAUCCUAUUUUCUGGCUCAAGUGUCUUCUUAACCCUUUUUCCUCAAUUCCUUCCUUUUAGAGAUACUGUCAUGGAACCUUCGAUCAUGGCACCCUUUGAGUUCCCAUACGUCCUAGGUGUCUCUGAGGUAAAGAUCUUACCGGGACUCUGCUGGGCCGGGCACAGGGUCAGCCACCAUCUUCCCACAUCGCCUCCGCUGUCCUGGCGCGGGGCUGGGAAAGCUGCUGUGUUUGUGCUCGUCCUUCAGACACAAGUGGGUUCGGGACUAAACGCCCCGACCUGAGGCCCUCAGACGCUGAGGACCGGAGGCCCUGCCACACCCUGAAGGGUCGCCUGACAGGGCAGCCCUUCCACUCGGCCCCUCCGCCCAUGGCGAUGACGCGCCCAGACCCGGAGGGGACUGGUCCCAGGGUUCCAGGUCACCAGCCACGACGGAGGCGAAGACACGGAGCAGAGCAGCUUUCCCCCACCAGCUGCCCACAGGGGUCUGACUCGGCUGCUCCGAGGGGAUGCAGCCGCACACCGCUGACCACGGGGUCAGGACACCCCUUGCUGCAGGGGCUGCAAACUCCCACAAACAGACGUUACCGUGAGGGAAGCAACAGACUUGCUUUCAUCAACUGCUUCCCAACACUGAGGGUAAGUGUGCAGGGGACACCACGCACCACGUGGAGGCACGGAAAGGCAUCAUUCGCUCGGUCUCCUCCGGGUCAAUGAGAAAGCAGGAGACGCCAGAUCACAGCUCUGUUCUAUGUGGGUAAUUUCCCCAACUUAUUUUGAAAACAAUCUCUUCUGACACACAGCUGUAUGAAUUCUAGAUUAGUCAUCUCCAAGUGCACAGAAAUUACCUGUAUUUGCCGAUAAAUUAAGCACUGAUGAAAGAAUACUGAACAUAUAUUUAAGAUUCCAACAUAACAGAACUUUUUCGAACUUUUUAUUUUUUCCCACCUAAGCUAAUCUGUACUUGACAUUUGAGUCAUCGAUGCAUAUAAAGCAGACGCUCCACAAAGUGACCACAAGGUAAACCAGCACACAGUGUCCUUCCCGGAUAGGAUAAAACUUCCAGAGGCAGAGGAUAAAUGGGAGCAAAUAAACUGAUUUCCUUACAAAACUAACUAGACACACAAAACAGAGGGAGCACUGCAGUCACUGCAUACAUCCUCCCCUUUCCUCUCCUUCUACACAAGUGUCACUCAGAGCUCGUCAGGGCUGUCCCUGGGGGAGGCCUGGAGCGAGGCCGGAGCACGGAUGCGGUCUGCACAGGGAAGGGGA